CGGGACGGGAAAGAGGCGCUUCGCGCUUUGACCCUCGGCGCCGCCCGUCGCAGAGGUAGAGCGGGAAAGUCGGAGGACCGUGGCGCUCCUCCCGGGGCUGUCCGCAGUGAUGGAGGAGGUGGAGGCUGAGGAGCAGCAGCAGUACUCUCACCGGCAGAGGCUCAAGGCAGCAGUUCACUACACGGUCGGCUGUCUCUGCCAGGAGGUGGAGCUGGACAAACAGGUGCACUUGAGUAAACAGACCAUUGCGGCCAUCUCCGAGGUGACUUUUCGACAGUGCGAAAAUUUUGCCAAAGACCUUGAAAUGUUUGCCAGCAUGGCUGUUGUGCCCAGUCCCUGCUCCUGCAGCUAGGACAUCGAGGACCUUAAGAUCGAGGACAGAUACAGAGCACUGGCUGGAAGGUGGAGGAGCCAUUGUUACUGUUGCCCAGUGGACAGCUGGGCUUCGCUGUCCUCCGUGGAGCUGGUGUCUCGGCUCCUAACCUCACUCGUUUUAGUGCGGUUGCUCCCUGGUGCUUUGCAUCUGCAGCGAUGGACCAGUUAGGCGCCUUCUCAUCCCAAGUUGGACCGUGAACUUUUUUCUGUUUCAUCCAAACUUUAAUUCCAAGCAUUUCGUGACUUGCUCCUGCCCUUUCUGCAGACAUGCGAAAAGAAGCACAAUUACCACUGACGACGUGAAGCUCUUAUUGAGGCGGAGUAAUUCACUGGUGAGCGAUGGCUUUCUCCCCUCACUCCCCUGCCCCACCGGAAUACAUUAUUCCCAAUUAAUCACUGGAGGCGCGUGGUUACUCCUCAGGGCACCUUGCAUUAAAAACUAGAGAUGGUCGAACCGUUCAGACCUGCUUAUAAUUUAUGAAUCUCCUUUCAUCGUGAUGGAUCUUGCAAAGCCAAUUUGAAAUUUUCUAAUCAGCUCUCUCCGGGUCCCAUGAUUUACCUUUUCCGUAAUAUCUCAAAACUUUGGUCCCAUGCUUCAUUUACGGUAUGAUGUCACAGAUUAGCCAUGGGCUAGACUCCGGGGAGGGCUUCCUCGUGCUGCCUGCGGUACUUUUACCCCAGCGCUAGGGAUUGACUCCAGGGCCUUAUGCAUGUAGACAAGUGGUAUACGGCUGGCCUUAUGUCCACCCACCCCUUGUUGGCUUCUUGUUUGUAAAGAUCUUUAUUUUAUGUGUAUGAAUGUAUACCAUAUGCUUGCCCAGUGCCCCUAGGGGCCAGCAAAGGUUUCAGAUACCUGGAACUGGAGUUAGCAGGUGGCCGUGAGCCACAGUGUGGGUGUCGAGAAUCAGACCUGGGCCCUCUGCAAGAGCAUUAAGUACUGUUAACCACUGAGCCAUCUCCCCAGCCCUGUUUCUUGUUUUGAGACAGGGUCAUGAUGGAUUAUACAGGCUAGUCUUGAACUUGGCUUUUAGACCAGGUAUGCUUUGAACAUGAUACUCUUCUCCUGUGUCACCAUCCCAGGAGCCUAGAUUACAGUUGUUGCCCCACCCCCUGCCCCCCAGGUAGCCCAUACCCGAAGGUCUGAGGGCCGGAGGUGGAUGGAAGUCUCCAAGGCUGGUUAUGCAGAAGAGAGCACGAUUUCUAUUUUUUCACAUCUGAAGAGUCAUUUUGACCAAGCAGUCAUUUUCUAGGUGAAGACACUUGACACUUUGAGGUGCCAGGGUUGCCUGGCUGUGGCUGACAGCAGAUCUGGACCUCAGUGGUCCUGCCUGGUCUCUGCCCUUCCUACCCUCUCCCCUCCAUAAGCACAGGGAUCCGACUCUGUAACUGUCUCUGUUUCUCAGACAGUUAGCGCUCGAUAGUCAAUGGAUUCCCACACAGUUCUUUUGGGAUAUUGGAGAAGGUGUGAGUUACUGUGGUGACUUUUAGGUUUGCAAAAUGGUUUAUAGACAGAUUUAGGAGCUGGGGAUUUAGCUCAGUGGUAGAGAGCUUACCUAGGAAGCGCAAGGCCCUGGGUUCGGUCCCCAGCUCCGGAAAAAAAAAAAAGAAUAUAGACAGAUUUAAAGGCUUAAAUAGAGUUUUGCUUUUUGUAUAUAUACAUAGCUAAAGUACAUUACAGAGAAGAACAAAGAGAUCGCACAGCUUAACCUGGAACAAAAGGCCAAGAAGAAAAGGAAGUCGGAGGAUGAAGGCAGGAGCUCUAGGGAGCCCGGGGCUGAAGAGCUGGGCGAUGAAAGUUAAGUCCUGGCCGCUUGGAAAGGAAGCCUUCAGCGGGAAGCGGCGUGCACGCCGGGAGGUCUCUGAGGGGAUGAGGACGGACGUUUGAAGAAAGUACUGAGUGGAGGGCAGCUGUUUGUCUGCCUGUUUGAAGUCACUCCAAGAGCUGGGAAUUCUGGCCACCCCCAGACUUCACCUGCACAGGAAAGGCUUGCGCUCUGGAGGCACGCUGUGACUUAGUGACUGGUAAAAUACCUUAGCAAUCAGACUUAGCAAACAGCGCUGGCUGUUGGGGGCUGGCUGUUGGGGGCGAGCUAAGGCCAAACGCAGGUCUCUGAAGGCUGAAUAAAGUUGUGUUUGCUGGGC
Messenger RNA from Rattus norvegicus (Norway rat), 2517 nucleotides. Lineage: Eukaryota; Metazoa; Chordata; Mammalia; Rodentia; Muridae. The record is from RefSeq and is a predicted model, not a curated record.